AUGGCCAUCAAUCUGGGCACACCUGCCGUCUUCAACCUCGUCACCAUCGACACCGGCUCCACCCUCUCCUGGGUCAGCUGCGAGAGGUGUCAGAUAAAAUGCCACCAGCAAGCAUACGAAGCUGGCCCAAAGUUCAACCCUCAAAGCUCCACUACAUACCGGCAGAUCGGCUGCUCCAACGAGGAUUGCAUCAACAUCCACCAAGACAACGGCAUCCCCUACGGUUGCAUCGACGAGACGGACACCUGCCUCUACAGCGUACGCUACGGGUCGCAGUACUCGGCGGGGAAUCUCGGGAGAGACAGGCUCACUCUAGGCGACAUCACCGUCGUCGAUGACUUCCUCUUUGGCUGCAGCAUGGACGACGUGUUCUACGGCUCCGAGGCAGGCGUCAUCGGCUUCGGCAACAAGAGCUACUCCUUCUUCAACCAGAUGGCCCGGCAGACGAGCUACAACGCCUUCGCCUACUGCUUUCCCAGUGACCACCAAGCCGAGGGGUUUCUCAUCAUCGGACCAUACCCACAGAGGCUGGAGCUCGUCACCCCGUUGAUCAGGGGAUACGGGCUCAGAUCGUACGUGUACUCCCUUCUGCUGCUGGACAUGACAGUCGACGGGAAGCGGCUCGAGGUCGAUCCAUCCAUCGACACACGUCAGAUCAUGGUGGUUGAUUCUGGCACCGAUGACACCUUCGUCUCGUCUCCAACUUUCUAUGCUCUAGCCGAGGCGGUGACAUCGGCGAUGCGGGAUAAGGGGUAUUACCGUGAGUACGGUAGCGAGAAGGUCUGCUUCAGGCCUGACGGCGGUGAGCCGGUGAACUGGAGAGGCUUGCCGUGGAUGGAGAUGCAGUUCCUCAGGGCGACCGUGAAACUGCCGCCGGAAAAUGUGUUCCAUCAGCAGUCUGUUGAUCGGAUAUGCUUGGCGUUCCAGCCUGAUACCUCUGGCGUGCGAGAUGUUCGGAUUCUUGGGAACAAGGCACUGAGAUCGUUCAGGGUUGUGUAUGAUCUGCAGAAGAUGACCUUUGGCUUCCAGGCACGGGCUUGUUGA
Molecule: messenger RNA, 1044 nt
Organism: Panicum virgatum (switchgrass)
Lineage: Eukaryota; Viridiplantae; Streptophyta; Magnoliopsida; Poales; Poaceae
Product: aspartyl protease family protein At5g10770-like
Exons: 1
Coding region: 1-1044 (347 amino acids)
Biological process (GO): proteolysis
Molecular function (GO): aspartic-type endopeptidase activity
Source: RefSeq, a predicted model, not a curated record